AUGAUCUGCACUAAAAAAAAGAGAACUUUAGAAAGUUUUUAGCUACUUGAUUAUUUGAAAUUUAGAACGAAUUCAUGUUUCGAAUUUUAACCUACAAAUUCUACGGACGAUUUAUAAGGCAUUUUGAUAAAAGAUUGCGAAUUAUUUGACUCAUUUGAGAUUAAUCUCUAGAAAGGAAAUAAUCAUGAAAUGAGUUAAAGAUUUAUUGGGCUAUACAAAGGCAAACUAAUCAUAUUUUAAAAUUUGAAAGAUGACCAUUAAUCAAAGGACUUUAAAGCCUUCGAUAAAUAUGUAAUCAGACUAGAUGAGCCAAAAUCACAUGAAUUAGUCAAAAUCUUGGGCAAAGGAGGUAAUGCAGUUGUAAAAUUAGCACACAAAUAUAAAACUUUGAAAGAAAGUGCUGCCCCCUUGCUUAAAUAGACUGCUAUUAAGCAAAUUAAAAAGUCUACCUUACUCAAUAAUAAAGUAGCUAUUAAUUAACUAAAACUAGAAAUUGAAGCACACAGGAAAUUAUAAGAAUGUGGAAACAUUUUAACUCUUUAAAAAGUUUACGAAUCCAGCAACAAUAUCUAUCUUUUCCUUGAUUAUUAAGAAGGUGGAACUUUGAUGGACAUUCUGAUUCAUUCCAAAGAAAUCAUAGAAAAAGAUUUAUAGAUCAUAAUGGGGUAGCUCUUCUUGGCAGCCGAUUACAUGCAUUAGAUGGAUGUUAUUCACAGAGACCUCAAAUUAAAUAAUAUUUUGCUCAAAUCUAAAGAAAAGAAUAAUUACGAUCUAAGAAUCGCUGAUUUCGGACUCUCCUGUGUGUACUCUGAUGAUAAGAAACCUUAAGAAAAAUGCGGAACUCCUACUUAUAUAGGGCCUGAAAUUCUUGAAGGAGAAAAAUAUGAUCAUAAAGUUGACAUAUUUAGUUUGGGAUCAAUAAUGUAUAAUUUAGUUACUGGCCGCUACCUAUUUCAAAGUUCGGAUAAUGAUAAUAUCUUGUUUCUCAAUAAACUAUGUCAUCUUGGUCAUGUUGACAAGUAAAUUACUUCACUAAGUAGUGAUGGGAGAGAUUUAUUGCUAAAGCUUCUAGAGAAGAAUCCCUUGUUCCGCCCAACGGCUAAGUAAGCUCUUCAGCAUCCUUGGUUUUAAGGAGACAGAGAUGCUUUAGAUGCUGCAUUGAUUAUUAAUGAGCAAAUCUAAACUUUAACUUAUCAAAAAAGGUAUGAUAUCUAGUCUAUCUAGCUAAAUCAACAAUUAGAUGAGCUAAGCUCUUAAGUAAAUGCGAAAAUGAAUUUCCAACAAAAAUUAUCAGGAACAAGUAAUUAUCACUCAAGAUUUUCAAGUAACCAAAGAAUUCGAUCGGGAAAGGAAAGUUCACAGCUUAGUUAUUAUGAUAUGAUAACAUCAAAUUGA
Messenger RNA from Stylonychia lemnae, 1395 nucleotides. NCBI's taxonomy places the organism in Eukaryota, Ciliophora, Spirotrichea, Sporadotrichida, Oxytrichidae. The record is from the annotation of a GenBank genome assembly.